Messenger RNA from Coccidioides immitis RS, 1378 nucleotides. RefSeq lists its product as uncharacterized. The coding region runs from base 51 to 1142 and encodes 363 amino acids. The transcript has 2 exons. Lineage: Eukaryota; Fungi; Ascomycota; Eurotiomycetes; Onygenales; Onygenaceae. The record is from RefSeq and is a predicted model, not a curated record.
CUCGACUCCGUGUCAGUAUUAUAUUCCAUAGCCGUGUUUGCCCCGCAGCCAUGGCGUAUUCAUAUCUUCCAUAUCCUUCUCAUCCCCCAUGUUGGCCUUCAGAGAGUCUCAGAUCCGACGUGGAAGAAAUCCAAAGAGACUUUCCGCCUGGCUCUCGGUAUCAAGAGUGGGUCUCUACCGGUGGAGAGACGAUCUACUGCGAGCGGAGCCGAGUAUCAGGACGUUCCCCAUCUCGAUACCAAGACGCGUUCCUCCGAUACUGUCAUGGACCUGAAGCUUCUCCACGUCGUUCGCUGCUUUCUCGUCGGUGUUCCCCUAGGUCUAGAUCAUUUGGGCCGAGGUCUCGUGGAAGAAGCCGUGGGCGCCAGGGUUUUGAACCCCCUAGGUUGAGUCGACGGCGGGACCAUGAUCAUUCGGAGUCUGAAUCCUGUCAUGGUGGAUCUCCAAAAGCCGAGAGAAAGAAUAGGUUUAAAGAUUUGACUCCAUCCGGCAUACUGGCUGCGGCAGGCAAAAAGGCCUGUGACUUGUAUAGAUCUUUGUCGCGCGGCCGGUGUGACGAUGAAAGAAGCAAAUCCCGCUCUUCUCACAGACGUAGAACCAAAAGCGUCUCUGGUUACUGCCCUGGAGAGUUCUAUAGCUCUUCGGAAGAGUAUGAGUACUGCUCUGAUGGAUACCGUCCACGAAGAUCAUGCUCCGUGCCUUGUCAUGACUGCAACAGUGAUGGAUCAGACCAGUCUUCCAGCUCUUCUUCAGACACAAGCUCAUCUUCCGGCUCCAGUACCGACGAGGCACACACUCGUCGCAAGAUACUCGGGAAAGGGUUAUUCGCUGCCGGCCUCGCCACCGUGGCCACGAUUCAUGCCGGUCACGAGCUCUACGAGAGCCGAGAAAAGCGUAAAGAGCGGCUGUUAAAAUUGAGCCAAGGCAAGAUCAGUCCCGCGGAGGCACGCAAGCAGCGGCUGGUGGGAAAUCUGAAAGACGUGGCCACACUCUCAGUUGCGGCGUAUGGGAUCAAGAAGUCCAUUGACGGGUGGAAAGAAGCUGUGAAACAUCAUUCAGAAUACACGGCAUACAACAAAAAAUGCAGGGAAAGGGCAAGAAAACGAGCCCAGAAACGAGCUUUAUCCAUUGAUUCGAUGUGAUGAGCACAUUUUUGUGUUAUAGAUUAUUGACCCUUUGCCUUUUCAUCAAAUGUGGACAAGCCUCCCUGCUAAGUUGGGCUGCGAUGAUGAUGACAUGGAUUUUUGAUGCCUUAUGUGUAAUGUGACUAUGAUAUGAUACCAGUUUUGCUUUAUAUCUUUGUUAAAGGCCUGAUCUCCGAAUACAGUGCGUAAAUAACAUCAUAUCUGUUAACAAUCAAAUAUGUCGCAUGGUCUAC